Molecule: messenger RNA, 1956 nt
Organism: Fusarium pseudograminearum CS3096
Lineage: Eukaryota; Fungi; Ascomycota; Sordariomycetes; Hypocreales; Nectriaceae
Exons: 4
Coding region: 1-1956 (651 amino acids)
Source: RefSeq, a predicted model, not a curated record
AUGUCCUUCAUACCUACUCGACGUCGGCGACCGCAAGAGUUUACCCUUCCCAAUGGGAAAAAGGUAAUCGCCUCUCUCCCAGAAGACAUCGAUGAACUACGGGAGAAACAUGGACGUCGUAGCGAUGUCCAGGUCGAGAUUGUUAUCCAUGGAUCACCAGAGCAUCACAACUAUCUCAGAGAGACACGGGAUCAUCAUGAAGGUCGCCGUCAUCACUUUCGCCAGAAACACGGCCCUGCCUUUGAUGAGUGGGAAGAUAUGCAAGCUCAGCUCGAUCUAGUCAACAGCCACUUGGAACGACUCUCCACCAACACGUCCAAUCUGAAUGCCAACUUUGACAAGUUCGGCUACGGCGCUGAAUUGAGAACUUACGAUGAUGAUGAGCCCGCAGCCGGUGUCGAUUCCUCCAACAUGUCUACCUCUGAUACACUGUCGAUUGGGUCCAGUGGGAGUCAAUCUCGAUUGGGGGAGACGAUCAAGCUCUUCAAAAAGCCAGUCGUGAAGCAAUGGUUUCACAAAGGCCUACUUUGGCGUGCUUCAGAAAAUACUGAAAUCAUGGCUAUUGAGCUCUUCUUUGAUCUUCUAUACGUCGGCAUCAUUCACGUCAAUGGUGAACACGUCUGGGCAGAGCCAACCGGCAAGGAGUUGCUUCGCUUUGCAAUUACCUUUAUCAUGUCGUGGAAGAUCUGGUCCGACAUUACCUUGAUCCUGAGUUGGUUCGAGACAGACGAUGUCUUUACUCGACUUGAGAUUUUGUUCGAGAUUGCAUGUCUCUUGGGAUUCUCUACCAACAUGACCUAUGCCUUCCACGAGGGGGAGCACAACACAUAUAAAAUGCUUAUAUCUUUCUAUGUCGCUGCUCGAUUCAGAGGUAUCACACAUUUCUUGUAUACCGCUUACCUUUUACCAAUGGUCCGCGGUGUCAUGUUUUGCCAGGCUAUCAACGUCAUUGUUCCUGCAGCCAUCUGGAUUGCCAGUAUUCACGUCGAGAUGCCAUCUCGUCUAGGACUGAUAUGGGUUGCUAUCGCCCUAGACAUGUGUGGCCAAAGCAUCCUGACGGGACUGUUCCAAUGGGCUCGAACAACUUCACAACCUAAAAGAUUCGCUAAAUAUCUUUCUGGUAUCUUCGAGUUCUUUCCAGCCGUCAAUAUUGAGCAUCGAGUCGAACGUACCAACGCCUUUGUCUCCCUGGUGUUUGGGUAUUCUGUCAUGGGGCCCAUGUUUCAGAGUUACGGAGGUUAUACAGUUGAUGUAUUCCUAGGUAAAGCUGUUCUUGGGCUGUGCCAAGCUUUCGUCUUUAACUGGAUUUACUUUGAUGUUGAUGGAAGCAACAUCAAUGUGCAUGCUAUUAGACGGGCCGUGUAUAGCUCUUCGAUAUGGCACUAUGCUCAUCUUCCUUUCAUCAUGGGCUACAUUCUUUCAUCUGCCGGAUUGUCCAAACUCGUUCUGGCUGCCGAUACUCCUGGCGCGAACCCCGAGCACUUGACAGAACACUACAUUGAGCGUACAGACCCUGAGAUUGCCGAUGGUAUCCGGUACUUCUACUGCCAUGGUCUUGCUAUCGCACUCUUUUUUAUGGGAGUCAUAUCAGCCUGCCACGACCACCGUCACCCAGCAACUCGACGUCUGUCCAAAAAGACUCGGUUGGCCAAUCGGGCGCUUGUGUGUCUUAUCUUGUUCUGUCUACCGUUGGCCAAGGGUCUCAAUUCAUUGAAUCUUGUGUCCAUCACUCUGGGCCUGACCGUCUGGGUUCUACUUCUAGAGCUGUUUGGAAAAUCGUGCCGCAGUGACCCUUUUAUUGGUGAGAAGAAAGGAUGCUCGGUGCGGUAUAAGUGCAAGUGCAGCAAAAAGGAUCUUGAGAACGCAAAUCUGGACGAGAAGCCAAAGACUGCGACAGCAGAGGUGCUUGAACUAGGACCUAGAGAGAAAACUGCGGUGGCUGAUGUACAGGAUUGA